CCGCGGGCCGUCUCCGCCCCGGAAGGCGGCGGCCGCGCCAAUCGCCGGGGCUGUUGCUGGGCGGUGCGGGUGACAUUGGGCACGGCCAUGGUGGUGGCGGCGCUGGGCCGAGCGGCGGGGCGGCUGCUGCGGGCCGGGGCCGCCGUGCCCGGGCGGCGGCGCGCGGGCGGCGGGGUGCAUAUCCCGCCGCGGUACCGGCAGUUCCCGGAGCUGACGCGGGCGCAGGUGAUCCGAGGCGAGGUGCUCAGCGGCUUCAUGUGGUUCUGGAUCCUCUGGCAGUUCUGGCACAACUCGGACAUGGUGCUGGGACACUUCCCGUAUCCCGACGCUUCGGCCUGGACGGACGAGGAGCUCGGCAUCCCCCCGGACGAUGAGGAAUAGCAGCACACCGCUCUAAACCAAAAGCUUCAACUACUGCUGAAGGCAGCACUGAUGAGGUCCUUCUUCUGCUCUGCAUGGUGGGAAAACGAUGAGCGAAAAGGUUCUCAGGUUUUUCUUCUGUUAUUUUCAGGUUCCUGGAACUAAUUGAGGCCCCUGGAACCAAAUCUUUGGCUCCUGGGUCCUUAUGUGAAUAAAACUAAACAAAGUCUAA
This is a messenger RNA of Motacilla alba alba, 592 nucleotides long. It is a transcript of the gene NDUFB2, whose product is annotated as NADH:ubiquinone oxidoreductase subunit B2. The transcript has 4 exons. Gene Ontology annotation, cellular component: mitochondrial inner membrane. NCBI's taxonomy places the organism in Eukaryota, Metazoa, Chordata, Aves, Passeriformes, Motacillidae. Bases 88 to 381 code for a protein of 97 amino acids. The record is from RefSeq and is a predicted model, not a curated record.